Messenger RNA from Talpa occidentalis (Iberian mole), 2590 nucleotides. RefSeq names its product disintegrin and metalloproteinase domain-containing protein 20-like. Gene Ontology annotation, biological process: male gonad development; proteolysis. Gene Ontology annotation, molecular function: metalloendopeptidase activity. NCBI's taxonomy places the organism in Eukaryota, Metazoa, Chordata, Mammalia, Eulipotyphla, Talpidae. The transcript has a single exon. The record is from RefSeq and is a predicted model, not a curated record. Gene Ontology annotation, cellular component: plasma membrane; sperm head plasma membrane; external side of plasma membrane. Bases 140 to 2506 code for a protein of 788 amino acids.
CCCUCUGCGGGGGUGCCACCAAGAGCCCAGCCUGCCCCUGCCUAUCAUGACUACACUGCUGGGAGACUAGCUGUGUCAGGGACAGUCUGGCCUGCCUUCCACUUGACUGCAGCUGCUUAGCUGGCAGGUGCCCUCACCCAUGGGGCCUGCCUGGGCCCAGGCCCACCUGACUGGUGAUCUCUGGCUGCUUCUGCUGUGUCUACUCCUGCCCCAGGUCUGUAGCUCCCACGCCCCACCAGGAUGGCGCUUCACGUCCUCUGAAGUUGUGAUCCCCAGGAAGGUGACCCACAGGUUGCGUGGAGCCGGGACACCGGGCCAGCUGGCCUACAAGUUUCACUUCAGGGGCCAAAGACACGUGGUUCACAUGAAAGUCAAGAAGAACCUGCUGCCCAGACAUUUUCCUGUUAUCACCAGUAAUGAUCAAGGCGCCUCGCAGGAGGACUACCCCUUCAUCCCUCGAGACUGCUACUACUAUAGCUACCUGGAAGAGGUCCCUGGGUCCAUGGGCACGCUGGACACCUGCUAUGGGGGCCUGCGUGGCAUGUUGCAGGUGGACGACUUCACCUAUGAAAUCAGACCAUUGGAGGCGUCUUCCAAAUUUGAGCACGUGAUUUCUCUUCUAGUGACCGAAGAAACUGCCGCGGUGGAGAAGUGUAAGAUUGGCGAGGAAGGUACAAAUCCCGUGUAUGAAGAGGCAACUUUUACUGAAACUCCUAGAGCGGGCCCCGUUUACUUUUGGUGGCCACAUAAGAAAUACUUAAAAAUACACUACACAGUUUCUAACUCCUUCUAUAGGAUAAUGCCUAAUACAACACAAAUUAUACAGUAUGUGGUGGUGAUGAACAGCAUAAUGCAUUCCAUUUACAAAAUAAGCAAGUUAGACAUACACAUACGAGUUUUGUUCAUAUGGAACAAAGUAGAUCUUGAGUAUCUUGGAGAUGAGUAUACUCCGCCUAUUCACAUUUUGGAAACAUUUGGUUUAUGGAAAUAUCUUAAUAUCUGGAGAUCUAUUGAACACGAUUUAUCACUGCUUCUUACAGGCCAAAAAAUAGGCAAAGCCUAUUAUUUUUCCUUCCAGGGUGGGGUCUGCCAAGCCAACUGGGGAGUAGCAUUUUUAUAUGUAAGACAGUUACAGGUCAUUCUAAGUUCAAGUAUGGCUGCACAUGUGAUAGGUCAUAGUUUGGGCCUCCCCCAUGAUGAACCUGGUUGUACCUGUUUUCGAAGAAUUGCCUGUCUCAUGGCCCCAGUACCUAAUAUUCUUGAUAUGAUGAGCAAUUGUUCUUAUAAUAAUAUAUAUAAUCGGAUUCAUUUAUGGGAUUCUUGUUUGAGUACCAAAAACAUUCCGUAUGAUAAUUUUCCUUAUGAGGCUUCCCGUUGUGGUGAUACUGUCAUAAAUUCGGGAGAAGAAUGUGACUGUGGCACCUUUAAAGAUUGCCUUCAAAACCCCUGUUGUGCAACCAAUUGCUCCUUCACCCUGGGCAGUCUUUGCAGUAGAGGGGAUUGCUGUGUUCGCUGUCAAUAUGCUCCCCCUGGACUGACCUGCAGAGACAAACUUGGGAUUUGUGAUCUACCGGAAUACUGUGACGGCAAAACCCACGAUUGUCCAAAUGACUUUUACAUCCAGGAUGGAACCCCGUGUUCCCCGUUGGCUGUUUGUGUGCAAGGAAACUGUAGUGACCGUGAAAUGCAGUGUCAAGCCCUUUUUGGAUACAAAGUAAGAGACGCUGCACCAGCAUGCUAUGAAAAAUUGAAUGUGAUUGGCGACCGCUUUGGAAACUGUGGGGUGAGGGCACUACGUGGAGGAGGCAAACCUGUUGCAUGUCAUGUAGAUAAUGUGUUCUGCGGAAUGCUGCACUGCCGUGAUGUCCGACUAGUUCCCGGUGGAGGGGAGCACACUACAUUUCACCAUAUAAUAGUCCAGGGUGUUAAAGAAGAGGCCUGCUUUGGAUAUGACGCCCACUGGGGGGCAGAAGUGCCAGAGAUGGGGCUGGUAGUGGAUGGUGCGACAUGUGGGCCAGGAAAGUACUGUGUAAAACAGAAAUGUACUUAUCAUGAAGACAUAGGUUUUGACUGUGAUGUCAGCACAUGCAAUUUCAGAGGAGUGUGUAACAACAAGAAAAAUUGCCACUGUGUGCAAGGUUGGAACCCACCAUCAUGUAAUGAGACUGGAGAAGGUGGUAGUGUAGAUAGUGGCCCGCCACCUAACAGAGAAAAACGUGGCCGUGUCAAAAUACUGAGUAAUUUGAACCUAAUGCUACUUCUAGUUAUUGUUCGGUUAAUCUUUUUUCUGCUCACAUUCUGUCUUGCAAUCUAUUUCAAAGUAGAAACUGAUAAGAGAAAAGAAAAACAAACUGAUGAGACACAGAUCCUGUAUCCUGAAGAACAAACUGAUGAGACACAGACCCUGUCUCCUGAAAAACAAACUGAUGAUACAGAGACCCUGCAUCCUGAUGAACUAUCUGAAAAUGAAGGAGAAAGUUUAAUUGCAAGUGACACAGAGAAAUGAUCAAUAAUCAUUCUGAUAAUUUCAUAUACAUAGAGGUAUUCUGAGGUUGUCAUCUUGAAAUAAAUGACUUGGCAAUUUAAAUUG